CUACCUGCUCUCCAAGCUCUUGAAAGUAGGGUCCAAGCGUUCAAGAAUCAAUCCUCAUCAGCGACUACAAGCCGCGAAGUGGACGCCUUGUCAGCCAGGGUCAGACACCUGAUCCGCCAAGUAGUCACGCAGCAGGUGAGUAAGAAGAACGUCUACCGAGCCGCUGAGCCUGCUACCUAACCAAGACGGCUUGAAUGUUCUCCGCUUCGCAGGCGAUCGAUUCCCGUACGGCCUCACCUCGACUCAGCGAGACAGUCGCAGUCCAGUCGUAUCUCUCCUCGGCUUCGAUGGCUCGCUACCUGGAACGCAGUAUCAAGCAAAGCAGCCGUAAAGCGGGCUCACAUAGUAGCAUCAGCCUUCCGCCAGUCCCCAGGCUGGUCGUGGGCAGCAAUUCUCAGCCGGAAGGGGAGACUCUGGAUCAAGCUGCGCGCGAGAAGGCGCGCUUGCGUCAAGAAGCAGAGGAAGCAGAGAUGGCGGAAUACGAGACCGCAAGCAAUUUACGGCGGAGAGGCGGCUACAAGGCAGCAAAUGACGAGAGUGAAGAUGGAGAGAGGGCGGGCGGGACCAAAGACGAAAAGGCUGCUUCGACAAGCUACCCGCCUUCUACCUCUACAGCGCCCGUGGUCUCUGGGGACCGGUCGACGCAGGAGGCUCUUUCUUCCGAGCUGCUGCGCAUGGCUUCCAUCCUCAAGAACCAGACCAUUUCCUUUUCCUCGGCUCUGGAACGCGAUCGUAAGCUGCUGGAGUCUACAGAUCAGCAACUAUCCCAAAAUCUAGAUCUUAUGACGAGGACUAGAGGUCGCUUGGGCGAGUAUGCGCACAAAGCUCGAGGGAUGGGUUGGCUGACGCUGGGCACGGUGGUCAUGGUGGUGAUCACGUGGAUGCUGAUGUUCGUUGUGAUCAAGUUGACGUGACCGUGCGGACGCAUUUGUAAAGAAGAGGGGCAGCCCACCUCUUUGUCCCAGCGUUGCGAGGAGCGUGUCACAGCAGAUGGCCGAAUCCCCCAUCUGCAAUGCAACUCUGCGCCUCUCACC
Messenger RNA from Microstroma glucosiphilum, 1034 nucleotides. RefSeq lists its product as hypothetical. The record is from RefSeq and is a predicted model, not a curated record. Bases 195 to 914 code for a protein of 239 amino acids. Gene Ontology annotation, cellular component: endoplasmic reticulum; SNARE complex. Lineage: Eukaryota; Fungi; Basidiomycota; Exobasidiomycetes; Microstromatales; Microstromataceae. The transcript has 2 exons. Gene Ontology annotation, biological process: retrograde vesicle-mediated transport, Golgi to endoplasmic reticulum. Gene Ontology annotation, molecular function: SNAP receptor activity.